AUGGAUGAGAAACACGCAGUGCCGAUGCCGCCGCCGAUCCGCCGGGGCUUCAGCCCACUUCGGUUGGCCGUCGCUAUCGGGUACCUAGCCCUUGUCGCCGUCACCUACGUCUGCUUCCGUCCGCAGUCCUCGGUUACCUACUGGCCGCCAUCUCCACCGGUGGAAGCGAGCAUAACCCACGCCCACUCUCUCGUCCCCCUCGAGGCGCACAUCAUGAGCAAAUGCCCAGACGCAAGAGACUGCCUCCGCGACAUGGUGCUGCCGGCCAUGCAGAAAGUGCACGACAAAGUCAACUUUACGCUGUCGUUUAUCGGGACUCCCACAGACCGGGAUGACGGAGUGGCGUGCAAGCACGGACCGGAGGAGUGUCUUGGCAACAUCAUCGAGCUCUGCGCGCAACGGCUGUACCCGGACCCCAAGACGUUUCUGGGCUUCACCAUGUGCCUGACGCGCGACUACAAGCACAUACCGCAGCGGAGCCUGAUCGAGGACUGCGCGCUGGAGCAUGCCAUCGACUUUGAUGCGCUGAACGAGUGCGCGACGCGCGACGACGGUGCGCUGGGCGUUGGCAUGCUGCGGGCCAGCGUGAAGCGGACUGCCGAGGUAAUUAAAGGACACCAACCACAAAUAGCGCUUGCUCUCUCUAUCUUGUCGUCGUCUAAUCUAACUAAACCGUGUGUGGGCAGGCCGGUGUGA
Messenger RNA from Canariomyces notabilis, 696 nucleotides. RefSeq lists its product as uncharacterized. Gene Ontology annotation, molecular function: oxidoreductase activity, acting on a sulfur group of donors, disulfide as acceptor. The record is from RefSeq and is a predicted model, not a curated record. The transcript is spliced from 4 exons. Bases 1 to 696 code for a protein of 231 amino acids. NCBI's taxonomy places the organism in Eukaryota, Fungi, Ascomycota, Sordariomycetes, Sordariales, Chaetomiaceae.